Molecule: messenger RNA, 2239 nt
Organism: Drosophila pseudoobscura
Lineage: Eukaryota; Metazoa; Arthropoda; Insecta; Diptera; Drosophilidae
Gene: Sytalpha
Product: Synaptotagmin alpha
Exons: 6
Coding region: 217-1692 (491 amino acids)
Biological process (GO): regulation of dopamine secretion; cellular response to calcium ion; synaptic vesicle endocytosis
Cellular component (GO): synaptic vesicle membrane; plasma membrane; axon
Molecular function (GO): clathrin binding; phosphatidylserine binding; syntaxin binding
Source: RefSeq, a predicted model, not a curated record
GGGCCAGCCACCGACAAAACAGUCGAGUUUCAGCCACGCACCGACCAAGUUGUUCGAGCGCGUGAGUCCCCGACCUGCCCAGUGGAUAUAUUGUUUAAAAUCACUUGAUAACCGUGCCGUAACGCGCCGUAAACUCAAUCAAAAAUUUAUGAACGGACUGCUAAUAAGGAAAUUGUCUUCGUAAAUUCAUCAGGAGCCCCAAAGAACGCCACAGCCAUGGACAUUGUCAUACGCGAGGAGGACAUUUCGCUGGCCCAGAUCGGGGUCUACGCCUCGGUCUCCUUUCUGGUGGUGUCGGCCGUGGGAGCGGCUCUCUACACCACCUGCUCGAGGCGCUACCGCCUCAACUGGUUCGAGCAGAACCUCCUGGAGUCGGCCAACGAAAAGGACGAGGAUCAGCAGAGCAGGGAGGCCCUGGUGGCUGGUGCCGCCGGCUACAAUGUGGACAACCUCAACGAGUGCUCGCGCGGCAAUCUGAGUCCCACUUCCCUGAAGAACGACGAGAACGACCCGGCCUUCUGGGUGCCGGCCUCGGUGACUUCCACGGCCGCCGUCCAACAACAAGUGUCUAACACCACGGAGGAGUCGGCCCCGCCCACUCCCACCUCGCCCACUGGCAGCCUCAAGUCGAACACCCUGUCCCUGUGCUCCACCGCUUCCGUGCCCAUCGCCCGAUCGGACAAGCACGUCGUCCUGGCCAUGCACCCCACGCGUCCCCGCGUCUCCUCCAUGAACGCCAAAUUGGAUCACACCAAAAUCGACAUGACCCUCUACAGAAGCCACGCUCAGCCAAAGACCUUGGACCCCGCUCCGGCCAUCGAAGUGCGUGGAAACCUGCACGUGGGCAUCAGCUACGAUCCUGUGGGGGGUCUGCUCAACGUGCGACUGCUGGAGGCUCAGAACCUGCAGCCCAGGCAGUUCAGUGGCUCUGCUGAUCCGUACGCCAAGGUGCGCCUCUUGCCCGACAAAAAGAACUUUUGGCAGACGCGCAUUCACAAGAAGACCCUGAAUCCAGUUUUCGACGAGCACUUUGUCUUUGAGGUGGCCGCUGGGGUCAUCGACAAGCGAACUGUGGAGAUUCUGCUGUACGACUUUGAUGCCUACUCGCGGCACGUGUGCAUUGGCGGCACGAAGCUCCAUCUGGCGAACAUCGAUCUGAGCGAACAACUGCAGCUGUGGACGCCCUUGAGCUCUGCCUCGGCCCAGGACAUGAAAGUGGAUUUGGGGGACAUAAUGGUGUCCCUGGCCUACCUUCCCUCGGCCGAACGCCUGAUGGUGGUGCUGAUCAAGGCCAGAAAUCUGCGGAUUGUGGACGAUGCCAGGAACUCCUCCGAUCCGUACGUGAAGGUGACUCUCCUCGGGCCUGUGGGCAAGAAAAUGAAGAAGCGCAAGACCGGCGUCCAGCGGAGCACCGUCAAUCCUGUGUACAACGAGGCCCUGGCCUUUGAUGUCAACAAGGAGACGCUGAAGAACUGCGUGCUCGAGUUUACUGUCGUCCACGACGGUCUUUUGGGAUCGAGCGAAAUCUUGGGCCGCACUCUCAUCGGCAACUCGUCCGAGGUGCGCACUGAGGAGAAGAUCUUCUUCGAGGAGAUGUUUCGCGCCAAAAAUGCCACCGCGCAAUGGGUUCCACUCCAGGAGCCAGCCACCAAUUUGGCCAAUGCAGCCAAGUCCACCACCAACAAGAACUAGCUUCCACAGCUCGGUUUGUGUCUGAGAUGAGGCCGAACUGCUUGGUGGAACGUAAGACGCAUGUAGAACUCAAUGGUUCCGAAAACAGUCGUGGCGCACUUGGCGCCACUGUACGAUGCAUGCGACAUGUCAAGUGGAUGUAAAAUUGCCAAAUUUCGGCAUUUCCUGCCAAAAAAACUUCUAUAUUUCCAAUCUAUAUCGGACCGACUCUUAAAAACUAACAAAUUUAGUUCAAUUUACUGCAACUCAGCUACAAAAAACAAAAACAGGUAAAAAUUGUAAAGGUGGGCCACGAAGGAAAGUAACGUAAAUGUAGAUGUAGAAAAGAGGAAAAAAUAUUUUCAAAAAUUUUUAGAAAAUCAACAAAACAAUCAAAUCGAACUUGGAAACAAAGGGAACUGCAGGGAUACGUUUUAAGAAGGAUGUCUGAAUCGGUAAAAAGAGUGUCAAAUGGUAUUUUCCAAAAUCUAACCAAAAUCAAAUACUUUGUGCUUUCCAAUGGUAUCAAUUAAUCAAAGAAUAUAUACAAUACAUACAUAUACGCUAA